CUCGGCCCCUGGAUUCGAGGGAUUUCACCGGGAUUUCGUCGGGUAUUUCGGUGGUUUUGUUAUUACGCAGGUUUCUGGGCCUUUGUGGUCGUGAGGGAAAAUCUGCAGAGGGGAGCCACGCGUUCCCGAAGGCUUCAAAUGCCAGAGGGCAAAUCAAACCCAACGCUGGUGGCUCGUAGUAAUGUCACCUGAAGGCAGUCCCUGCUGCCAUCCUGAGUCACUGGCUGUGGGUUUUUGGGUGGCAGCGCUGCUCCCUGCCCAUGCUGAGGCUGCGCAGGGGACGUGGGGCGCUGCCACCUACGUGCGCGGCCAGCUUCUACCCCUGGACAGCGUCAGGCCGUGUUUGGGGUUUCCUUGUUCCUGUCGGAGCUCAAGUUCUCCAUUUUGGCUCCCAAAGCCGCCGGCCCACGGGGCCGCUGCCGGAUGGGAGAGCCCGGAGCGGGCAGCACGCCUCCGCCCGCCGGCUGCUGGGCCCUCGGCCCUGCCCCGGGGAGGAAAUAGUGAAUUUUCAGAGCCUCGUCCGUGAGCCCCGAGUUCCCCUGCCCCAGCACGGACGGUUUCCAGCGUGGGCUGCAGGCUCGUGGCGGGCAGGGCACCGACCUUGAUGCUGCCAGGGCCGAGCCCUCGGCCGCCGCCGCUCUGGUGCACGAGGCGACCAGAAGCCAUCAAAGCGCCGCGCUUCUAGAAGGAGCUCGCCUCCUGCGCCCGGCGCUGCCUCCACCUCUCGACCGAAAGCUGGAAACCACAUGCAGGCGUAGAAGGGGCGAGCCGCGCCAAUUCCAGCGCCGGCUGCCCUCCACGCUGGCCCCAGCGCAGCCCGGUGCUCGCUGGGGAGCUUGGAGCGGGCAGGGGGGGCCGGGGGCCGCUCUCUGGCGGCUUUGCCCCGGUGCCGUGCGCCGGGGGAGGCGCGGGGCCGCGAGCGGAGCCGUGGGGCGCAGGUGGUGAGCCAUGGCGGUGUGGAUCCAGGCGCAGCAGCUCCAGGGCGAAGCCCUGCGGCAGAUGCAGGCGCUCUACGGGCAGCACUUCCCCAUCGAGGUGCGGCACUACCUGUCGCAGUGGAUCGAGAGCCAGGCAUGGGACUCCAUCGACCUCGACAACCCCCAGGAGAACGUGAAGGCGACGCAGCUGCUGGAGGGGCUGAUCCAGGAGCUGCAGAAGAAGGCGGAUCACCAAGUGGGUGAAGACGGCUUCCUGCUGAAGAUCAAGCUGGGGCACUAUGCCACGCAGCUGCAGAACACGUACGACCGGUGCCCCAUGGAGCUGGUGCGCUGCAUCCGGCACAUCCUCUACCACGAGCAGAGGCUGGUGCGGGAGGCGAACAACAGCCCCUCGCCGGCCGGCUCCCUGGUGGACGCCAUGUCGCAGAAGCACCUGCAGAUCAACCAGACCUUCGAGGAGCUGCGGCUCAUCACGCAGGACUCGGAGAACGAGCUCAAGAAGCUGCAGCAGACGCAGGAGUACUUCAUCAUCCAGUACCAGGAGAACAUGCGCCUCCAAGCCCAGUUCUCCCAGCUCUCCCAGCUGGGUCCCCAGGAGCGCCUGUCGCGGGAGACGACGCUGCAGCAGAAGAAGGCGUCGCUGGAGGCUUGGCUGCACCGGGAGGCCCAGACACUACAGCAGUACCGCGUGGAGCUGGCCGAGAAGCACCAGAAGACGCUGCAGCUGCUGCGCAAGCAGCAAACGACCAUCCUGGACGACGAGCUGAUCCAGUGGAAGCGCCGGCAGCAGCUGGCGGGGAACGGGGGUCCCCCCGAGGGCACCCUGGACGUGCUGCAGACCUGGUGCGAGAAGCUGGCGGAGAUCAUCUGGCAGAACCGGCAGCAGAUCCGCCGGGCCGAGCACUUGUGCCAGCAGCUGCCCAUCCCCGGCCCCGUGGAGGAGAUGCUGUCGGAGCUGAACGGCACCAUCACCGACAUCAUCUCUGCCCUGGUCACCAGCACCUUCAUCAUCGAGAAGCAGCCCCCCCAGGUGCUGAAGACGCAGACCAAGUUCGCGGCCACCGUGCGGCUCCUGGUGGGGGGGAAGCUGAACGUGCACAUGAACCCCCCCCAGGUGAAGGCCACCAUCAUCAGCGAGCAGCAAGCCAAGGCCCUGCUGAAGAACGAGAGCACCCGCAAUGAGAGCAGUGGGGAGAUCCUCAACAACUGCUGCGUGAUGGAGUAUCACCAGGCCACCGGCACGCUCAGCGCCCACUUCCGCAACAUGUCCCUGAAGCGGAUCAAGCGCUCAGACCGCCGCGGUGCUGAGUCGGUGACGGAGGAGAAGUUCACCAUCCUCUUCGAGUCGCAGUUCAGCGUUGGUGGCAACGAGCUGGUCUUCCAGGUGAAGACGCUGUCCCUGCCCGUGGUGGUGAUCGUGCACGGCAGCCAGGACAACAACGCCACGGCCACCGUGCUCUGGGACAACGCCUUUGCGGAGCCUGGCCGCGUCCCCUUCGCGGUGCCUGACAAAGUGCAGUGGCCGCAGCUCUGCGAGGCGCUCAACAUGAAGUUCAAGGCGGAGGUGCAGAGCAGCCGCGGGCUGACGAAGGAGAACUUGGUGUUCCUGGCGCAGAAGCUCUUCAACAGUACCAGCUCCCACCUGGAGGAUUACAGCAGCACCACGGUGUCCUGGUCCCAGUUCAACCGGGAAAACCUGCCCGGGAGGAACUACACCUUCUGGCAGUGGUUCGACGGCGUGAUGGAGGUGCUGAAGAAGCACUUGAAGCCGCACUGGAACGACGGGGCCAUUCUGGGCUUCGUGAACAAGCAGCAGGCGCACGACCUGCUCAUCAACAAGCCCGACGGCACCUUCCUCCUGCGCUUCAGCGACUCGGAGAUCGGCGGCAUCACCAUCGCGUGGAAGUUCGACUCCGCUGAGAGGAUGUUCUGGAACCUGAUGCCUUUCACCACCAGGGACUUCUCCAUCCGCUCCCUGGCCGACCGCCUCGGGGACCUCAGUUACCUCAUCUACGUGUUCCCCGACCGGCCCAAGGACGAGGUCUUCUCCAAGUACUACACGCCGGUUCUCUGUGAGUCCACGCCAGCUAAAGCCGUGGAUGGGUACGUGAAGCCACAGAUCAAGCAAGUAGUGCCAGAGUUUGUCAGCGCAUCAGGCGACGCUGCCCCCGGGGGGGCCACCUACAUGGACCAGGCUCCUUCGCCCGCCGUCUGCUCCCAGCCCCAUUACAACAUGUACGCCCAGAACCCCGACGCCGUGCUGGACCCCGAGGGCGACUUCGACCUCGACGACACCAUGGACGUGGCCAGGCACGUGGAGGAGCUGCUGCGGCGCCCCAUGGACAGUCAGUGGAUCCCCCACGCCCAGUCGUGACCGCCGGGCGUCCCGGCCCCACUCCGGCCCCCCCCCGGCACUGUGGGGACUGUGCUGUGUUCGUGUCUCUGUGCCCAGCUGGGGGGGGGGGUUCAGGCGGCGAUGGAGGGGGAGGUUCUCGCCCCCAGAGAUUUGCUCUGUGCUGUCUAGAAACGCAGGGUGGUGUCCGGCUCUUUGGUGUUUAUGCCCUUGUAUAAAAGGCAGCGGAUUUGUCGCAUGUUUUUUUUUUUUCCCUCCCCCCCCCCCUCUAUGUUCCUUUUCAAAAAGGCCCAGCUUUGGCUUUCCGCUUCUGCGAGCACCGGCCCCUGGAGCUGCCCCGCUUCCCGUAGCCUGUGUGUCGUCCCACCCCCCCCA
Molecule: messenger RNA, 3666 nt
Organism: Cygnus olor (mute swan)
Lineage: Eukaryota; Metazoa; Chordata; Aves; Anseriformes; Anatidae
Product: signal transducer and activator of transcription 5B
Exons: 19
Coding region: 949-3312 (787 amino acids)
Biological process (GO): response to peptide hormone; growth hormone receptor signaling pathway via JAK-STAT; regulation of cell population proliferation
Molecular function (GO): RNA polymerase II cis-regulatory region sequence-specific DNA binding; DNA-binding transcription factor activity, RNA polymerase II-specific
Source: RefSeq, a predicted model, not a curated record